Messenger RNA from Aspergillus alliaceus, 1362 nucleotides. RefSeq names its product FAD-dependent oxidoreductase. The transcript is spliced from 6 exons. Gene Ontology annotation, molecular function: FAD binding. Lineage: Eukaryota; Fungi; Ascomycota; Eurotiomycetes; Eurotiales; Aspergillaceae. Bases 1 to 1362 code for a protein of 453 amino acids. The record is from RefSeq and is a predicted model, not a curated record.
AUGGGUUUUAAAGUGAUAAUCAUCGGUGCCGGCCUGGCGGGCUCACUGCUAGCUAAUGGGCUGCUAAACAAUGGCAUUGAGGUCAGUGUGUACGAACGCGACAAACAAGAGUCCCAGAAAACAGGUUAUCUCAUCCGCCUUGGUGAAGAUGCAACUCUGGGUUUUCGCGCCUGUCUCUCCGAGUCUCAGGUAGCCGCUAUUCACGGAAAGUUCUCCCAGACAGACCUCUCGCUGUCCACAGCUCCAGCGAUUUACUCGUACCAAUAUCGGCCCCUGGUGGACCUCAGCCGCUUGCCGGGUUACACCAAGGCUGGUUCGAUCAACCGCCUAGUCCUACGCGAUGAGCUGAUGAAACCAAUCAAGGAGGCUGGCAAGGUCCAGUUUGGGAAGACUUUCAGUCAUUAUAAGAUUGUCAGCCUUGGGGAUGACAACGAGCAAGUAGUGGUUUAUUUUAAUGACGGCACCUCUGACCGGUGCGACGUGCUCAUCGGAGCUGAUGGGAGUGCAUCCAGAAUCAAUGAACAGGUGGGAGCACGAAAUCUGGUCGAAAUAAAAAGUCACUGGUCAUUUCACGCGAAAGGAAGUCUACCACUCGAACGCGUCCAGCAACUUCCGAGAAAGCUCCUAGAAGCCCCCCUCGCGGUGUUUCACAAGGGGGCUUUGUUAUACUAUGCUCUCUAUAUUCCUUCCUCAGGCCGGUUACUACAAGACAAGCAUGAUAUUGUUGACGGCAAAUAUGACGAGUCGGUGGCAUCCUUCUACUGGGGACUGAAUAUCCCGCGACAGGACAUCCCGUAUAAGGACCUGUCUGAUAUCCCAGAUCGCCGGAAGCUUUGUGAAAAAUAUAUCCAGGAUUGGGCCCCUGAACUUCGCACGAUGAUAGCCCUCGGAUCGACCGACAAUGAUGCCGACGACAUGUACGCCGCUAAGCUACGUGCGAGUACUCCACUACCAGAUGACUGGCGUUCACGAUGCCAAGUUAAAUCGAUCGAAGAGGGGCAUCCUCGGGUCUGGUUACUUGGUGAUGCAGCACAUGCCAUGCUGCCUAACAGGGGCCAGGGCGGGAACCAAGCGCUACGUGGCUGUGACGAUAUCUUGCCGGAACUCCUUUAUCUCAAUGACGAAGCGCGGAAGGGGAGGAGUCUCUCAUCGGAUGAUAUUGGAAAAGCGUGUAGUCGGUACGAGCGGAGGAUGUUUCCCCGUGCAUUUGACUGGGUGAAGAAGAGUGGGGGCAUCGAUGCCGAUCCCCCAUUUCCUCUGGAUGGCAUGGUUGGAUAUGUUAUUUCGAUUAUUGCGAGUGUUGCAAUCCCAGUUGUUGUUUUUGCUAGUAGGAUUAGCCACUUGUUCGUCAGUCUGUUCUAG